Culex pipiens pallens (northern house mosquito) is the source of this 2625-nucleotide messenger RNA. RefSeq lists its product as uncharacterized. NCBI's taxonomy places the organism in Eukaryota, Metazoa, Arthropoda, Insecta, Diptera, Culicidae. The record is from RefSeq and is a predicted model, not a curated record. The annotation marks the transcript as partial. The transcript has 5 exons.
UCAAGUGUCAGCAUAAUGGCGAUCAACGGAGAUUGGAUUACCACUGAUUUAUUGGAGCGAAUCCUGCUAGGUGCCAAUGAGUGUCGGUUUAAGGUCGUAGGUCAUAAAGUUGAAGCUGCUACGAAAAAAGGGGACAACUAUGCCAGUGAAAUGUACCGAGUGGUAAUUGAGUACGAAAUGGAUGGAAAACGCCAGAAAAGUACUAAAAUUAUGAAAGUAAUUCCAUCGGGUGAUAUUCAACGGAAGGUUAUGGAGAAGAACAACAUCUUUCCAAGGGAGAUUGCAGUGUAUCGAGAUAUUCUACCCAGAAUAAGCAAACUUUUGCAAAGCAUUGGGGAUCCAGUUCAAAUUUCGCCAGCCUGUACCUAUACAACGGAUGACCCGAAGACCAUGCUGGUGUUUGAAGAUAUCAAGGAACGUGGAUACCAAAUGGUCGAUCGACGUAUUGGCUUGAAUUUAGAGCAGACUAAGCUGGUUCUAAGAAAGUUAGCGAAACUACACGCAGGUUCAGCGGUUGUGUACCAAGAAGAACCGGAAGUAAUGGAACCAGUUAUGGAGGGUGCGAUCACGACUAACCCGCACCGGCAAGACUUUCUGGUCUUCUACAAAAUGUGCGCCCGCCAAGUGGUGAAGCUCUUGGAGAGUUGGAGCGAUCCUUCGUAUUGCGAAAUCUUGGAAAAAAUACGAAAUCUUCCAAAUACCACAAUCGCAAAAGGAUGCCAGGUUUACACCAGGGAUGACGCCGUCUUCAACGUGCUGAACCACGACGAUGUUUGGACCAGCAACCUGAUGUUCAGGUAUGAGGACAAGGUGGCGCUGAACGAUGUACUACUGUUCGAUUACCAGCUAGCGUACUUUGGGUCUCCCGGAGUUGAUCUUAACUACUUUUUAAAUGGCUCGGUUCAGGAUGACAUUCGGGAGAAACAUUGGUUGGAGUUCAUUCGGUAUUACCAUACCAUUUUAACGGAAACCUUGCGGAAGCUUCGUUACUCCGGGAAUAUUCCCACUUUACAGGACAUCCACGUGGAGGUGGUUAGGACUGGCUUUCACAGUGUCAACGCGGUGUUCUGUCUGUUGCCGCUGGCCAUGAUGGAGAACUCGGAGAACGCCGAAAUGGACGUAUUCCUGCAGGAAAGCGCAGCCGGCGAGGCCUUCCGGGCACAAAUCUUCUCCAACCCUCGGUAUGAGCCGAUUCUGAAGCAAGCCUUGUGCAGGUUCGACCUGUUGGGCUACUUUGAUCUUUCUACGCGAAGCGAAAUGCAUUCUACAAAUAGUGCAAAUCUAAAUGGAAUAAAUUACACUGAUCCAAUCCAGAGACCGCAACCAUCUCGGACAUGCAACGAAGUCGUAAAUCAGACGCAUCUUCACGAAGACUCGAAUGCAAGUAUAAUGUGUAUAAAACCAUCCGUAGCCCUGACCAGCCGAUGCAUUAUCAGUAGUUCGGUGUCCAGAAGCACGUCCAGAAUGCCGGAAGAGAAGUGCUCCAGCAGGAUCGAGGAAUCGUGCGAGAUUCCGACAUGGCUGAACUCCGAUUACUUUGAACAACUGCUGAAGAAGGUGAAGGGAGAUUCUACGAUCAAGGUGCAAUCCGUGGACGUGAAGUAUGCCCUACCAAAGGGAGAAAACUACGCCAGUGUAAUCUACCGGGUACAGGUUGUGUUCCACAGAAAGGAUCAGCUCUCGAUUAGUCGAAGCUACAUAGUGAAAGGAAUGGCGCUGACAGAUCUUGCCGUUCAGAAGCUGGGCGAGUACAACGUUUACGAAAAGGAGAUGGAUGUGUACGAGCUGGUUGUUCCUGAGCUCAAACGCCUUUCCAGAUCACUUGGAGACCGUUCCGAACUGUACCCAUCAGCGUUGACCGUUGAUCGCGAUCAUAACGUGAUCAUAUUUGACGAUCUAUCCAAGAAGGGAUUCAUCAUGCCGGACAGAUCCGUUGGGCUGGAUUUGACACACAUGAAGAUGUCUCUGAAAUUGACGGCCAAGCUGCACGCUACGUCGUUGAAACUCGCAGAAAUGCACCCAACAAUAUUCGAUCGCUACACCACGGGGAUGAUGACCCGCGAAACGGACGCAUUCUACCCAUUUUUCUAUGAAACUUUCGAUGCUUUGACGAAUGAGAUCAGCACGUGGGAUCAAAAAUGGCACUACUACUCGAACAAACUACGGAAGCUUCGCCCACAUUUUAUAGAGCAGGGUCUGAAGGUGUUUGAUCACGAAAGUGACGACGAUCUGCGAGUGUUUGCGCAAGGUGAUCUUUGGGUGAACAACUUGCUGUUCAAAUACGACUCCAACGGAAAACCAAUUGAUCUCGUCCUGUUGGACUUCCAGUUUGCUUGCUACGCCACCCCCAUGAUCGACCUGUGUUAUUUCUUCUUCACCUCCGCAAAUGAUGAACUCCGGCAAAGCUGCUUCGAAGAACUCAUGCAAUAUUACUACUAUCAUCUAGCAUGCUAUACCAAGAGAUUAGGAUACUCCAAGAAGUUCCCAACACUUCACCAAUUCCAAAAGCAGCUACUCAAGAAACUGUUCUACGCCGUCUACUCCAGCACGAUCCCCCUGCCAGUUCAAAUUAACGAAGAUUCCACCGAUGCAGACUUUGACGCACUGCUCGGCGUUGACGAGCGG